AUGGAAUUGAUUAAUUGGACCAAGAGGUACUCGCCUUCUCAGUCAUUCUUCAAGAUGCAUGCCGGUUAUACAAAGAAUAAUGGGAGGGAUCUAGGCCUGGAUGGACGUGGGACCACAAAUCUCAAGCGAAAACGAAGCAUGGCCUCUUUCUCCAUGCAAAUCCUGGCCGGGCGCAAAGAAUUCAGGACGGUGUACCGUGCUACUUUCAAUCCUGCCGCGAAGCGUCUUCGAGUCUACGUGCAUAGCAUGUCUGAACCCAUCCCAGUCCAACGUGAAGGCUUCAGUCGUUGGCCAGUGCUCCUUCUGCCAUUCGUAGGCAAGGGAAAGGGAAAGGGGGAUUGGCUCGAUCCAGGGUUGAAGACAUGGAAGAGGAGGGUACAAAGACAUGGCACUCAUGUAUGGACGCAAGUUAGCGGCUAUUUUGAGAGCAUGGGGGAGAGCAGUGAUACCAAUUUCACGAAUUUUAAGAAGCUGAAGAAGCUACCGCAGUGGGGGACGGGAGAAAGGCAGGACUCCAGAUCUAUCGUUGAUAUCAUUUUCUCGGAAGUACGACAUCCCUUUACGGCAUUUCUCUAUUCUCAGCUCUCCGUUGUCUUUCAAUACUAG
Molecule: messenger RNA, 606 nt
Organism: Desarmillaria tabescens
Lineage: Eukaryota; Fungi; Basidiomycota; Agaricomycetes; Agaricales; Physalacriaceae
Exons: 4
Coding region: 1-606 (201 amino acids)
Source: RefSeq, a predicted model, not a curated record